Topomyia yanbarensis is the source of this 1404-nucleotide messenger RNA. RefSeq lists its product as uncharacterized. NCBI's taxonomy places the organism in Eukaryota, Metazoa, Arthropoda, Insecta, Diptera, Culicidae. Gene Ontology annotation, biological process: DNA integration. The coding region runs from base 1 to 1404 and encodes 467 amino acids. The record is from RefSeq and is a predicted model, not a curated record. Gene Ontology annotation, molecular function: nucleic acid binding. The transcript has a single exon.
AUGGCGCUAAUGUUGCGGUUUAUUGAUCAUCUUUGUCAAGACGACCGCAAAGAACAUCGCUACGGACAUCUGAAUAUACGAGAACUUGAUGAUUCAACAAUGGCGUUGACGAGAAUCGUCCAGAAGGAAGCAUUCCCGAAGGAUUUCGAUUGCCUGGAAGCUGGAAAGGUAAUUCAUAAAAAUAGUCAACUUAUCACAUAUUCUGUGUUCCCAGACAAAUCACGGUUCAAGGUGCUACGAGUUGGCGGUCGGAGCCGUCAUGCGACGUGGAUGCCAUUGAGUCAACGACAUCCCAUGGUGCUACCAUCUCGACAUCCGUUCACACAUGCUAUUGUUCGAGCUUACCACAGUGAAUCCCUUCACGCUCCUCAACAGUUGCUGCUUAGCAUACUGCAACGUCGGUUUUGGUUGGUACAUGGCCGCAGCACAGUACGAUGGGUACUCAGACGGUGUGUUACUUGCUUCAAGGCGAAGCCGGUGAUAAUGCAGCAAAAGAUGGGUGAUUUACCAAAGUCCCGUUUGGAAGGCGGCUUUGCAUUCCUGAAUGCUGGGGUAGACUUCUGCGGGCCGAUCUACAUUCGUCAGCACAAUAAGCGAUCAACGAUCACGUACAAGGUGUAUGCGGCGGUGUUUCUAUGUUUCACAACAAGAGCGAUCCACCUGGAGCUGGUUGGGGAUAUGACGGCAGAUGCGUUCAUCGCGGCCUUGCAACGAUUCAUCUCACGCAGAGGUAAAUGUGCGAAAUUAUUUUCCGAUAAUGGCCUUAAUUUUGUUGGUAGCAAAAACAAGUUGAGGGAGAUGUACGACAUGUUCCAGUCCCAGCUCUUUAAGCACAAGCUGGACGAUUUCUGUUCAAAAACGGCCAUCGAAUGGCAUCUGAUCCCGCCCAGUGCUCCACAUUUUGGCGGCCUCUGGGAGGCCGGGGUUCGAUCGGCCAAAUAUCACCUCAAGCGAAUUACUGGCACUGCCAACAUGAACUUCGAGGAAUAUAGUCCAGUACUUACUCGAAUUGAAGCUGUGCUUAACUCGAGGCCAAUCACGCCGAUGUCAGUGGAUCCGACCGACACACAACCUCUUACUCCAGGACAUUUUUUGGUCGGUCGCCCGUUGACCGAUAUCGCCGAACCUGACGUCACCGACCGCAAGGAAACGACACUUUCUCGUUGGCCGCGACAGACGCAAAUGGUACAGCAUUUUUGGGCUCGCUGGUCCCACGACUAUAUUACAACACUACAGAAUCGAAAUAAAUGGCACAAACGUUUCGCUGUUAAACCGGGGCUUAUGGUGAUCGUACGUGAAGACAAUAUUCCGACAAUGCAGUGGAGACUAGGGAGAAUCAACAACGUCAUUCCGGGCCCAGACGGCUUGGUGCGAGUGGCCGAUGUUCGUGUGGGUGGAAAAUGA